CCCGCAGGAGAUAUUUCCCCACCCUAGACGGAGUGUGCUGCCCAGAGUCGACGAGGAUUCACAGUCAAAGGACAACGACCCCUCCCCCCCAGGUCUCCUGGAAGACCCCGGAGAGACCCCAGGGGUGGAACAGGUCGUGAGCGGGCCAGGGCAGCCUCUCCUAGUUUGGGGGAGAUGGGGACACGAUCCCCUCAGAGUCUCCUCCUUCUCCUCUUCUUCCUCCUGGCGCUGCCGCCACGGGGGGCCUCUGCGGGGAGCCUGCAUAGCCCAGGCCUAUCCGAGUGCUUCCAGGUGAACGGCGCCGACUACCGUGGCCACCAGAACCGCACGGGCCCGCGCGGGGCGGGCCGCCCUUGCCUCUUCUGGGACCAAACGCAGCAGCACAGCUACAGCAGCGCCAGAGACCCCCAGGGUCGCUGGGGGCUGGGAGCACACAACUUCUGCCGGAACCCAGACGGUGAUGUGCAGCCAUGGUGCUACGUGGCUGAGACGGAGGAGGGCAUCUAUUGGCGCUACUGCGACAUUCCCACGUGUCACAUGCCCGGUUACCUGGGCUGCUUCGUGGACUCAGGAGCGCCCCCCGCCCUCAGCGGCCCCAGUGGCACCUCAACGAAACUCACGGUGCAGGUGUGCCUUCGCUUCUGCCGUAUGAAGGGCUACCAGCUGGCGGGCGUGGAGGCUGGCUACGCCUGCUUCUGCGGCUCUGAGAGCGACCUGGCCCGGGGACGCCCAGCCCCGGCCACCGACUGUGACCAAAUAUGCUUCGGCCACCCAGGCCAGCUGUGCGGGGGCGAUGGGCGACUGGGCGUCUAUGAAGUGUCGGUAGGCUCCUGUCAGGGGAACUGGACCGCACCUCAGGGCGUCAUCUACUCCCCCGACUUCCCGGACGAAUACGGGCCAGACCAGAACUGCAGCUGGGCACUUGGUCCGCCCGGCGCCGCGCUGGAGCUCACUUUCCGCCUCUUCGAGUUAGCUGACCCGCGCGACCGGUUGGAGCUGCGCGACGCGGCCUCGGGCAGCCUGCUCCGCGCCUUCGACGGCGCCCGCCCACCGCCACCCGGGAUUCUGCGCCUCAGCACCGCGGCGCUGCUGCUCACCUUCCGCAGCGACGCACGUGGCCACGCGCAGGGCUUCGCGCUCACCUACCGAGGUGUGCAGGACGCGGCGGAGAACCUGUUGCUUCCCAAGGGCUCGGCCCAGACCCCUGCAGCGCUCCCCGACGGGGCCAAUGUGAGCUGCAGCCCCCGGCCUGGGGCUCCGGAGGCCACGAUGGGGGCCCGAGUCUUCUCGACAGUGAUGGCCGUCUCAGUGCUGCUGCUGCUGUUGCUGCUGCUAUCGCUCCUGCGACAACGGAGUUGUCUGCUGGCUCCAGGAAAAGGGCCCCCAGCUCUGAGGCUUUCCCAGGGCUCUGGGAGAACCUGGGCUGUGUGGUACCGACGUCCUGGAGGGGUGGCACUGCCCCGCCCCCCUGGAGACCCCGAGGCAGAGGGUCUAGCCUCGAAUUACCGCCCGCUGAGCACCUCCAGCCAGAGUUCCCUGCGAUCGCUCAUCUCUGCUCUGUGACUUAAGAUCCCCAGGGUCCACUGGAUCCUCCGACAGUGGGAUAUACACCUGAGACGCUAUGCUGCACUCUGCCUUGGCCUCCCACCUUUUAAAGGGCAGCUCUGCCUCUGGUCAUCUCUCAGAGGCCAGACAUCUGACAGGAAGCAUCUGGUACUGUUAUUGGGAACUUGACCUGACUGUAGGUGCCCAGAUGGUUAAGGCCAAAUGGCAAAAGGAAUCAGAUCCCCUCCUCAUAGAUCUCUGAUUUCAGGGGUCUUUGAGCCCCUAUUUGGGUGGUCCUGGACUCCUGCCCUAAGUCAAAUAUGAGAGGUCAAGAAAAGUGGUCAAAAGGCCAGUUGGACUUUGAAUAAAGGAGCUAUUUUGGA
This is a messenger RNA of Phyllostomus hastatus (greater spear-nosed bat), 1928 nucleotides long. RefSeq names its product kringle containing transmembrane protein 2 (gene KREMEN2). Gene Ontology annotation, cellular component: plasma membrane. The record is from RefSeq and is a predicted model, not a curated record. Gene Ontology annotation, biological process: multicellular organism development; Wnt signaling pathway. Bases 175 to 1563 code for a protein of 462 amino acids. The transcript is spliced from 9 exons. Lineage: Eukaryota; Metazoa; Chordata; Mammalia; Chiroptera; Phyllostomidae.